GAGUAAAUAAGCGACAGGUAGAAUAAAAUUGUUGAACUAAAUUAAAUUGUGUUUAAAAUUAUUUAACAACGAAAGAAAAUUAUAAUUUGGUUCCUUGGUCACCCUAUUGCAUGCAGUUCUGCUGAAAACGAAAAAAAAACAACAAACAAAAACAAGAAGAAAAACAAAUUUGUUUGCAUUUGCUGUUUCCCCUCCGUUGAUGCUGAUUGGUCCAUCGUGUCAGCCCGCAACUAUAUAAAGCGAGCCGUUCCGUUGUCAAGCUCAUUCAUCAGUCUAAAGCGAACGACGAAGCAUCGCAGGAAGCGGAACACCCGUACACAUUCGACCCCUGUUCGUGUUGGCAUUGAAGGACGGGCAGUAGCGUGGAAACGAGAAGCGGCUGCCUUGCUGGAGUCGAGCCCGAGAGGAUAGCGGCGUUGAGCGGCCAUACACAUCCAACCCCUGCUUGUGUAUUGGCAUUGGAGGACUAGCAGUAGCGUGGGAGCAAAAAGCGGAGCCGAGCCCGAGACGGCAGUGGCGUUGGGGGUGAAUCCCAUUGUGUCGCAUUCGUUGAAGUGAGGCAGCGGCAGCUUCGUUAUACCAACCCAACGGUCUUCUGUCAAGCUUCGGCGGCGGCGAUACUGCUGAGAGAAAAAACAUCGAAACAACGGCCCUUAUCAGGGCCACCGAGGAAACGGCUUUACGUGCUGUCUGUUGGUAGCAACAAAAAAAAACAACAACAAAGGCCCUUUGUCAGGGCCACUGAGAGGAAACGAGUACAGCGGCAACAGCAACAUGCAGUCGACCGACUACGACAAUGGCGCAACCGGUAGGAGGGCCGAAUCACCAGAGAAGUUCAUCAAGAUAAUAAAACGGAAGGCAGCUACAAAAAUUGCGGAGGAACUUUCAAAAGUAAAGGCAGAGCUAGAGAAAACCCGAAUGGAAAAGGACGAGUUAAGCCGGAUUCUGGCAACUAAAGGCCAAGAGGAUAACGAGUUUGCACAAGCCAGAUCGAGCACAAUUCGUGAGGAACAUUCUGCCAAUGAGACGCUACUUAUGACAAUGAACAAUAUGUCAUUGGGCAGUCUCAAUAUCCCCGAAUGCGUGCCUGCAACAGGUGAAUCGGAGCUAAGCAAGCGAGAUUACGAUCACUGGAAGAAUGUACUGAACGCUUCCUUGAAUCUCAUUCAAGCUGUUGACGAGUCAACCAGAUUCGACCUCCUUCGCAUCAAAGCAGGCUCAUUGUUACUUGAGUUACUAGAUGGUACCACCACACAAUGCGACAUGCCGAACGAGCGAGAAUUCCCAUACUCGAAUGCAAUUGCUAGACUCGAUGCUCAUUUCGGCUCAAGGGCGUACAUGUUGUCGCAGAGAAGCAAGUUGGCUAACAUGGUCCAAAGGAGCGGAGAGACGAACAUCCAGUUUGUGAAACGAGUGGCUCUGGCAGCGAAACUAUGUAACUACAAGGCCGAUGAAGAGUUCGAAGCAAUUUCCAGAUCAGUAACCAGAGGAUCAACGGAUAGUCGAGUCAGAACCCUUGCCUAUCGAGUCCUUACCGAGGGCGGUUCUCUGAACGAGUUGAUCGACCAAGUACGCAUCCGUGAGGUCGAAUUAGAGAACGAGAAAGAUUAUAGAAGGCUACACCAGCCCCAGUCGGCUACGGUGGCGGCUAUCUCGCGACGACCAGAUGAAUAUGUCCAACGACGACGUGGUCCAUACGAAGCAUCCAGAGGAUACAACAAUAGUCGGGGUAGAGGAUCUUUUGUGCGUGGUCCAAUGCGAAAUCAAAGACUGGCUCAAACAUGUUGGAGGUGUAUGAGUGCAUAUCACUCACCCGAACAAUGUUUCCACUCCGACAAAGUAUGCCGUAAUUGCAAUCGGCGAGGGCACAUUGCUAGAGCAUGCUCAGCUCAAUUUAAGUCGGAACCAAUGAAGCGCGGAUGGACGGGAGACGAAAGUGAACCCCCGACUAAGAUUGCUGCGGUCCAUAAAACGGAAGAAGAGAUGCUUGAUACAAAGGUAUCGCAUAUCAUACUGCCUGGUCCGAUAAAGUCUGAUAUUGGAAGGGUCAUAUCCAACGAACCUAUCGAAAAAGCAGCAUACAUCGUAGCAUACGUAGCCGGAAUACAAGUUCUAUUUUUUAUUGACUCUGGGGCACAGGUCAAUACCAUUACGAUGGAGUCAUUCAAUGCGAUUCUUCAAGAUAAACAUGCGAAGAAAAAUUUGCAUGAACUAACAUACGGAUCCGAUAAGACAUUACGUGCAUACGCUACUCAAGGAAGUAUUGACGUGGUUGCAACCUUCUCGGCACAGCUUUUCGUAUCAGACGAAAGACCAGUAACCACGGAAAAAUUUUACGUAGUGCGUGAAAAGAGAGCCCUUUUGGGAUUCAACACAGCGGUGCGAUACAGCCUGUUGAAGGUAGGCCUAGAAGUAUCAGUUGAAGAAAAUAACGAGCUAGAUUGGCCCUGCGAAUUCAACUUACAUAGCAUCGAUGCAUCCCUUUCUGAAUUUCCGAAAUUCAACGUUCCUGCAGUAGUUCUGAGCUACGACAAGUCUAUGCCACCGUCGAGGAAUGUUUAUACUCACAUUCCGGCUGCUUUCAAGGAGUUGACUAACCAAAAAUUGAAUGAAUUGCGACAGACCGGUAUCAUAGAAAAGGUGACGAACGACAUGGACAAGAGUUUUGAAGUCAUGCAAACUGUAAUCCUGUCUGAAUGCGAAGGAACUGUGAAUUACCUAGAUGAUGUCAUGGUGUUCGGACAAACGAUUGAAGAACAUGAUCGCAAUCUUCAGAAGGUCCUAAAGAAGCUUGAGGAUCAUAAUGUUAUGAUCAAUCAAGAUAAAUGUUUCUUUGGAAAAGAAAUUGUCAAAUUUCUAGGUUUCAAAGUAACAAAUGAGGGCUGGCAAGUAGAAAGCGAGAAAAUCAGCGCGAUCCAGGAUGCACGAAGACCAGAAACACCAGCAGAAGUGAAAAGUUUUUUGGGCCUCGUAACGUUCAUCGAUCGAUUUAUUUUUCAAAGGGCAGAUAAAACUCGUCAUUUGCGAGAAUUAUCCAAAGCAAAGGACUUCUACUGGAAUCAAGAGCUUGAAGAUGAGUUUCUGUACUUGAAAACCAGUGCGUGGAAGCAUAUUAAAACCCUGGGAUAUUUCAACCGUGACGAUGAAACCGAAUUGUUCGUAGACGCUUCGCCAUAUGGGCUAGGAGCCAUUUUAGUACAAUACGACUCAGAAUCUAAACCUAGGAUCAUCUCAUGUGCAUCGAAGGCAUUGACGUUGGCUGAGAAGAAAUAUCCGCAAACGCAAAAAGAGGCCCUAGCCAUGGUCUGGGGCGUUGAGCGGUUUUCCGUGUAUCUCCUGAAUAUACACUUCACAAUUCGAACUGACGCGGAAUCCAACGAAUUUAUUUUCGGGGGUUCGCAUAGAAUCGGCAAGAGGGCAGUUUCAAGAGCAGAGGCGUGGGCUCUGAGACUUCAGCCGUAUAACUUCAAGGUUGUACGGGUACCAGGAGAAUUGAACAUGGCUGAUGCAUUAUCUCGUUUAGUAACAGAAUCACAGGCGACUGAAUCUUUCGAUGAAUCCCACGAAAAACACCUUCUCUAUUAUCUGGAUACCGGCUCAAUGGAGUUUACCUGGGAUGACAUAGAGACCGAAGCUGAAAGAGACGCAGAACAAAUCCUGAUACGUGAGUCGAUAAGAACCAACUGCUGGGAGAAGAAUCUAAAGAGGUAUGAAUCAGAAGCAAAGAAUCUAAGGGUACUCGGGGCCCUCGUUUUUAAGAAUGAUCGUGUGGUUCUUCCGUAUGCUCUUCGAGAUCGUGCUAUGCGUUCAGCUCAUCAAGGACAUAUGGGUGCAUCUUCGAUGAAGAAGAUUUUAAGAAAUUAUUUCUGGUGGCCAUGCAUGUCCAAACAUGUAGAAACGUUCGUGAUGGGCUGCGAAACAUGUUUCCGGUUGUCUAAGAAGAAUCCACCAGUUCCUUUGACCAGUCGCGAUUUACCUGACGGGCCAUGGGAAAUUCUGCAGGUGGAUUUCUUCUCAUUCAAGGACUGUGGAUCGGGAGAGUUUCUGGUUGUGGUAGAUGUCUAUUCUAGGUAUCUACAUGUUGUAGAAAUGAAACAAAUAGAUGCGGACAGCACAAAUGCAGCAUUAAGCAGGAUUUUCGAAGUCUGGGGAUAUCCCAUUGCUAUCCACAGCGACAACGGUCCUCCAUUCCAAGGAGAAAAGUUCAUCAAGACGUGGGAAAACAGAGGAGUAAAAAUAAGAAAAGCAAUCCCCUUGAGUGCUCAGUCGAAUGGUGCCGUAGAGCGCCAAAAUAAGGGAUUGAAAGACACCCUUGCAGCUGCAAAGAUAGAGAAGGUCAAUUGGAAAAUGGCUCUAGAACAAUAUUUGCAUAUGCACAACAAGUCUAAAGCGAACGACGAAGCAUCGCAGGAAGCGGAACGCCCGUACACAUUCGACCCCUGUUCGUGUGUUGGCAUUGAAGGACUGGCAGUAGCGCGGAAACGAGAAGCGGCUGCCUUGCUGGAGUCGAGCCCGAGAGGAUAG
Armigeres subalbatus is the source of this 4524-nucleotide messenger RNA. RefSeq lists its product as uncharacterized. NCBI's taxonomy places the organism in Eukaryota, Metazoa, Arthropoda, Insecta, Diptera, Culicidae. Gene Ontology annotation, molecular function: zinc ion binding; nucleic acid binding. Gene Ontology annotation, biological process: DNA integration. The transcript has 6 exons. The coding region runs from base 775 to 4524 and encodes 1249 amino acids. The record is from RefSeq and is a predicted model, not a curated record.